This is a messenger RNA of Protopolystoma xenopodis, 396 nucleotides long. The record is from the annotation of a GenBank genome assembly. Lineage: Eukaryota; Metazoa; Platyhelminthes; Monogenea; Polystomatidea; Polystomatidae.
GUGAUCCUUGCAAUUGGUCGUGAUGCCUGCACUGAGUCCCUUAACCUGGAUGCCUUAGGCAUAAAAAAAGACAAUACUGGCCGUGUAAUCUGCAAAGAUGAUGAACAGACCAGCGUCGAUAAUAUUUUCGCGAUUGGCGACAUCGUUUCUGGCAAGCUUCAAUUGACUCCUGUCGCAAUUCAGGCUGGAAAAUUGCUCGCCAGAAGACUAUAUGCAUGUGGUUCGGAGUUGACGGAUUAUACCAAUGUGGCAACAACCGUAUUCACUCCCCUUGAAUAUGGAGCUGUUGGUCUUUCUGAAGAAGCAGCAAUCGAGAAAUAUGGCGAGGAAAAUAUUGAGGUGGGUUGCCCACUCAUUUCAAUGCCAUCCCGACUACUUGCCAUGACAACCUUAUAG